AUGACUUACUGUGGGACAAUAUGUGGGAACCUCUUGGUCAUGGUUCUGGUGUCCAAAAGCAAUAACCUCCACACCCCGAUGUACUUCUUCCUGACCCAGCUCACCGUAUCGGACAUCAUGGUGACCUCCGAUAUUGUUCCUAACAUGCUCCAUGGGAUUCUGAACAAUGGCUCCUCUAUGUCUCUUCCGAGAUGUUUCACACAGUUGUUUUUCUUCUCCUAUUCUGAAUGUGCGGAAUGUCUUCUCCUGACGGUGAUGUCCUAUGACCGAUAUCUGGCCAUAUGUAAACCCCUGUAUUAUCAUUCCAUAAUGACUUCUAUUCUUUGUCUGAAGUCUAUUACUAUAUCCUGGAUUAUCGGCUUUUUUGCUACAUUAACCACAAUAUCUUCUACAUCUCAGCUUCUGUUCUGUAGGUCAAAUGUCAUUGACCACUUUUUCUGUGACUUUAACCCUAUUUUAGAGCUUUCUUGUUCUGACACUUUUAGUGUUAAUCUGCUGGCUACAUCAGUGGCUUUUCCUUUUGUUGUUUUCCCAUUUAUAUUAAUUGUUGUCUCUUAUGCUUAUAUUAUCCAUACGAUCUUAAAGCUACAGUCCAUCAACCAAAGAGAAAAGGUCUUCUCCACCUGUGGGUCUCACUUGGUCGUGGUGUCGAUAUUCUAUGGAACCUUGUUUUCUAUUUAUUUAAACCCAAUAAAGGGAAAUUCCACAACUUCACAUAAACUUCUCUCCUUCAUGUAUUGUGUGGGGAUUCCCUCUAUAAACCCUGUAAUAUACUGCCUAAGGAACAAAGACAUUAAGAUAGCUUUAAGAAAAUGUAUUGCAUAG
Molecule: messenger RNA, 825 nt
Organism: Hyla sarda
Lineage: Eukaryota; Metazoa; Chordata; Amphibia; Anura; Hylidae
Product: olfactory receptor 1468-like
Exons: 1
Coding region: 1-825 (274 amino acids)
Biological process (GO): G protein-coupled receptor signaling pathway
Cellular component (GO): membrane
Molecular function (GO): olfactory receptor activity; G protein-coupled receptor activity
Source: RefSeq, a predicted model, not a curated record